AUGGGAAAAGUUCGAAACCGCCGUUUUCAAGCCAAAAAAUAUAAUUUCCGUAAGCAAAAUCCUACAACCUAUGAAGUUCAGAUCAAUGUGCCGAAAACAAAUAAGAUUGACAGCCACGAAACGGGUGUUGACAGGCUUAGUAAUUUGCCUGAUGAUAUCAUACGCCGCAUCCUCUCUAUGAUGGACACAAGAUCAGCAGUAAGAACUUGCCUGUUGUCGAAGCAGUGGAAGCAUUAUUGGACCGAAAUCGAAAGUAUUAAAUUUGACGACAAACCGUUCAAUAGUUGGAAAGAUUAUGCAAAAUAUAUCCGGCAUGUGUUACGUCGGCGGAAGCCUUUUCGUCUCCGUAGGCUUACGUAUAAUUGCAGCGGGAGAAAGGACAAAUCCCUUGUCAGCCGAAUUUUCAAUUAUGCCAAGAAAUACAAUGUUGAAGUACUUGAAACAGAUCUAUCUACUUUCUGUCCAAGGUUUUACGAGUGUAAGACUUUGAAGACCCUCAAAUUUGGUCCAAAUUAUAACAUGGGAAACUUGCCAAAUCCUUUUGGGUUUGAAUCUUUAACAAAUUUGCAACUCUUUGGAGUAUGCUUCAACAUUUGUGCUCCAGAGCUGGCUAAGUUGACUGUUUCAAAUAUUUUAGAUUGUAAUUCUGGCAGUAAAACCCUUGUGAUAUCUGCACCAAAACUUAAAAUCUUCUACUUCAAUGGGAGGUAUCCUCUUGUAUUAAGAAGUGAUAAGUGUUUAAGUUUUGAUAUAGUGGAUAUGAAAUUUUUUCUUCCAGCAAUUGAUUCCCUUGAGCAAUAUAAUUUGAAGAAGCCAUACAUAUCAGGUCUGCUAGCCAUGGCUAAAGGGUUCAAUCACGCAAAGUCAGUCACAAUCUCAUUCAAUUUUUCAAAGGGAAAAUUGUUGUUGCAUCGAAGCCAUAGGACUCUGGAGACAAAAAGUAAAGUUAUAGAGAACUAUGAGGAUGUUGGAGAGGGAGGAGAGGGAUGGUCAAUUGAUUUGACUAAAGUUGGACUGCAUUUAGAACCGUGUGGAUUUUACAUGAUGUGGAUGGCUACCAAGAUAUGA
This is a messenger RNA of Mangifera indica (mango), 1068 nucleotides long. Its product is annotated as F-box/LRR-repeat protein At1g06630-like. The transcript is spliced from 4 exons. The record is from RefSeq and is a predicted model, not a curated record. NCBI's taxonomy places the organism in Eukaryota, Viridiplantae, Streptophyta, Magnoliopsida, Sapindales, Anacardiaceae. Bases 1 to 1068 code for a protein of 355 amino acids. Gene Ontology annotation, molecular function: protein binding.